Anneissia japonica is the source of this 517-nucleotide messenger RNA. Its product is annotated as sushi, von Willebrand factor type A, EGF and pentraxin domain-containing protein 1-like. The annotation marks the transcript as partial. The record is from RefSeq and is a predicted model, not a curated record. The transcript is spliced from 2 exons. Lineage: Eukaryota; Metazoa; Echinodermata; Crinoidea; Comatulida; Comatulidae.
CCUGGGUCAGAUGAUCUGCGGUCGUUAGAAAAUCAACAAGAAUGUCUCAUAAAGGAUGCAUAGUGUAUCUCAUUAUAUAUCCGGAGUUUAGAAGUUGGACUUUCGUUUGCUAUACAUUCCUUUAGUAUAUUUAAAAAGACACACAAUUGGCACCAAUAUCAUUAAGACUAUUGCCGGCUUACAGGUGUGUUAUCACUAAUGAUGUGGAAGAUACUGGUUGUGUCAGUUCUAGCUAUGUUGAGACAAGAUCCAGAAGCAAUAACGGUAAAUUGCCCAACCAAUGUUACAUCGAACAACUACGUUGGCUCAACAAACGGCAUUAUUCAAGUUAGAACCGACCACGAAGCCAGUGUGGCAACUGUCACCUGGGACCUACCCAUUGUAACUAACAACGUGACGUCAUCGCCGUAUAAUUCAGGAGACGAAAUACCAAUUUCGGCAAUUCAUGUAAUCACAUUUACAGCCACAGAGUCUUCAGGAAACACAGAUACUUGUGAUUUUGCGAUAUCUGUUAUCG